This is a messenger RNA of Neomonachus schauinslandi (Hawaiian monk seal), 2357 nucleotides long. RefSeq names its product cytohesin 1 (gene CYTH1). Lineage: Eukaryota; Metazoa; Chordata; Mammalia; Carnivora; Phocidae. Bases 237 to 1436 code for a protein of 399 amino acids. The transcript is spliced from 13 exons. Gene Ontology annotation, molecular function: guanyl-nucleotide exchange factor activity. Gene Ontology annotation, biological process: regulation of ARF protein signal transduction. The record is from RefSeq and is a predicted model, not a curated record.
UAACUGCUCCUUGGGCUUGACUUCAGGAACUGGGUGGUGGCUGUGACGCCUCUGCCACUGGAGGCUCAUUGGCUCCGGAGUUCAGGAAGGAGCGCUGAGCUGUCCUGGUGGCAGAUGACGGCCCACAGGUAGUCCUGGCCCCACCCGCCCCCCGCCCCCGCCCAGGGACACUUUGUCCAGUGCUCCUUUGAAGAACAACAUCCAGCAACCUCCAGGGUCCUGCUGUGACGGGAAAGAUGGUCCUUACAACCGCCGCGGAGGACGUUCCCAGUGACCUGACUGUAGAGGAGCGUCAGGAACUGGAGAACAUCCGGCGGAGAAAGCAGGAGCUACUGGCCGACAUUCAGAGGCUCAAGGAUGAGAUAGCAGAGGUAGCUAAUGAAAUUGAAAACCUCGGGUCCACAGAGGAAAGGAAAAACAUGCAGAGGAACAAACAGGUAGCCAUGGGCAGGAAAAAGUUUAACAUGGACCCUAAAAAGGGGAUACAGUUCUUAAUAGAGAAUGACCUGCUGAAGAAUACUUGUGAGGACAUUGCCCAGUUCUUGUACAAAGGGGAAGGCCUCAACAAAACCGCCAUUGGUGACUACCUGGGGGAGAGAGACGAGUUUAAUAUCCAGGUUCUUCAUGCAUUUGUGGAGUUACAUGAGUUCACUGACCUUAACCUUGUCCAGGCGCUACGGCAGUUCCUGUGGAGCUUCCGGCUGCCGGGGGAGGCCCAGAAGAUUGACCGGAUGAUGGAGGCGUUUGCCCAGCGCUAUUGCCAGUGUAAUAUUGGGGUGUUCCAGUCCACAGACACUUGUUACGUCCUCUCGUUUGCCAUCAUCAUGUUGAACACCAGCCUGCACAACCCCAAUGUCAAAGAUAAGCCCACUGUGGAGAGGUUCAUCGCCAUGAAUCGCGGCAUCAACGAUGGGGGAGACCUGCCUGAGGAGCUGCUCCGGAAUCUGUAUGAGAGCAUAAAAAACGAACCCUUUAAAAUCCCAGAAGAUGAUGGGAAUGACCUCACUCACACUUUCUUCAACCCAGACCGGGAAGGCUGGCUAUUGAAACUUGGUGGCAGGGUCAAGACUUGGAAGAGACGCUGGUUUAUUCUGACUGACAACUGCCUUUACUACUUUGAAUAUACGACGGACAAGGAGCCCCGUGGGAUUAUCCCUUUAGAGAAUCUGAGUAUCCGGGAGGUAGAGGACUCCAAAAAGCCAAACUGCUUUGAGCUUUAUAUCCCCGACAAUAAAGACCAAGUCAUCAAGGCCUGUAAGACGGAGGCAGACGGGCGGGUCGUGGAAGGGAACCACACCGUGUACCGGAUCUCAGCCCCGACGCCUGAGGAGAAGGAGGAGUGGAUUAAAUGCAUCAAAGCAGCCAUCAGCAGGGACCCUUUCUACGAGAUGCUGGCCGCGAGGAAGAAGAAGGUCUCCUCCACGAAGAGACACUGAGUCUGCCCAGCGAGCGGUGCCGGCGUGCGAGGCGUGCGAGGCCCCGGGUCCUUCCUCCCGUCCCCCCCGCAGAUGGGCGGCGGGCUGCCGAGCAGGGCUGUCCCCUGCUGCACAUCACCCCGAAUUCCUAGAGACUGGCUUCCGCUUUGCUAUCUGUUUUUAAGUGGGAGAAGGGUAGGAGUUCGCACGGGGGAGAGGGAACAGAGCCCCCGCCAGCACAUCAGCCUCCGUGCAAGUCUCCCGCUCAGCAGGUCUGAUAGCAGAGCUCGAAGCCAGCUGUUUACCUCUUGGUUAUUUCCCUGUGAAGAAGCCUUCAACCCUGCACCGUAAAUACACCCAUCGAUAUAUUAUUCUGUGUUAAGAAAAAAGUGGAAUGGAAGAGAAGCCACAUACUAUAAAGAUAUAUUUUUGUUUUUUAAAGAGAGAAAAAGAUAAAGUAGAGCCCUUCCGAGGCAUUCUGCCCGGUCCGGGGUGGAGGCUCCCCGGGCAGCCGCCGAGGGUGUCCUCCCCACCCGCCGCCCCAGCCCACUGGCGGGAGCCGGCUUCUCAGCAGCCCGAGGGCGCGGGCGGUGGGACGGGCGGGCGGGCAGCAGCCACCCCUUCUCAGUUCCAAGUGUCGGGGGCGCAGAGGGGAGAAGGGAAUCGCUGGACGGUCACUGUUUUUCAGAGUUCCUCCUUGUUGGGCUUUAAACUGCAAAGUCAGCAUUUUCCUUUGAGCUAAGUACCCCGGAACCAAAACUGUGAGGACGGCAGUCCCCGCCGAGGUUCGGGACGGCCUGUUUCUUACGUGGUUCUUCCUCCUCCCCCAGAGCUGCAGUCCUCGUUUUAGAGGAAGGAGCAGGUCUUACUGAUCACCUUAGGUCUUCAGCUUUUUCCGCCUCGACUCGGGACCCGACCUGGACUACUGUUGCCCAUUUCGGG